This is a messenger RNA of Sporisorium graminicola, 1677 nucleotides long. RefSeq lists its product as uncharacterized. The record is from RefSeq and is a predicted model, not a curated record. Bases 1 to 1677 code for a protein of 558 amino acids. The transcript is spliced from 3 exons. NCBI's taxonomy places the organism in Eukaryota, Fungi, Basidiomycota, Ustilaginomycetes, Ustilaginales, Ustilaginaceae. Gene Ontology annotation, biological process: sterol metabolic process. Gene Ontology annotation, molecular function: heme binding; oxidoreductase activity, acting on paired donors, with incorporation or reduction of molecular oxygen; iron ion binding.
AUGGCUUCCAUCCUCAACGCUGGUCAGCAGGGCCUCAACUUUUCGAGGUCAUCCGCUUCCGCCUCGUCCUCGUCCUUGAUCCAACCUGACUCGGCGCUUGGCAAGCUGCUUUCAAUCGUCGACCUCACCCGUAUUCCCUCGCUUCAGGAGGCCGACCGUACCACUGUUGUGUUCGCCGUACUCGCCGUCGUUGCCACGCUUCUCCUUGCCGAGCAGUACAACUAUCAGAAGAAGAAGGCGCAUCUGCCAGGUCCCAAGUGGACCAUCCCCAUCAUCGGCAAGUUUGCCGACUCGCUCCACCCCUCGCUCGAAAAGUACCAGGAGGGCUGGAACUCAGGCCCUCUCAGCGCUGCUAGCGUGUUCCACAUCUUCAUCGUCAUCGCCUCGUCCAACGAGUAUGCCCGUAAGAUCCUCAACAGCCCUACUUACGCGGAGCCAUGCCUUGUCGCCUCGGCCAAGAAGGUGCUUUGCGCGGACAACUGGGUCUUCCUCAACGGCAAGACCCACGUCGACUACCGAAAGGGACUCAACACGCUCUUCACUCGUAAGGCGCUCGGUAUCUACCUUGGUAUCCAGGAGACCAUCUACAAGCGCUACUUUGACGAAUGGCUCGCCGAUGCCAACCCCAACCCUCAGCCUUACAUGAUGAAGUUCCGUGACCUCAACAUGGAGACCUCGCUCCGCGUCUUCUGUGGCAACUACAUCUCGGAUGAGGGCGCCAAAGAGAUUUCGGACAACUACUGGCUCAUCACCGUCGCUCUCGAGCUCGUCAACUUCCCCUUUGCAUUCCCAGGUACCAAAGUUUACAACGCUAUCCAGGCGCGCAAGACCGCCAUGAAGUGGUUCGAGCUUACUGCUCGCGAGAGCAAGAAGCGCAUGGCGGAAGGCGAGGACGUUACUUGUCUGACGGAUGCUUGGAUUAAGGCCAUGAUUGAUGCCCGCCUGCAGAAGGAGAACGCCGACCUGGAGGCCGAGACCCGCCGGGUCCUCGUGCGGGACUUUUCGGACCGCGAGAUCGGUAUGGUUCUGCUCAGCUUCCUGUUUGCCUCGCAGGACGCCAUGUCGUCUGGCCUCACCUACCUCUUGCAGCACGUCGCUGACCGCCCCGAGAUCCUGCAGAAGGUGCGUGAAGAGCAGUACCGCAUUCGUGGCGACGACAUCAACGCUCCUCUCACCUACGACGCCAUCGAGCAGAUGGACUACACCAAGGCCGUUGUCAAGGAGUCUCUGCGUAUCAAGCCGCCUGUCAUUAUGGUGCCUUACCUCAACCACAAGGACUUCCCCAUUGACAAGAACUACACAGUGCCGAAGGGUAGCAUGGUGAUUCCCAGCUUCUGGAACUCGCUGCACGACGAAAACGUAUACCCCAAGCCGGACGAGUUCAAGCCCGAGCGAUGGCUCGACGAGGCCGACCCGGCGCAGAAGAACCCCAAGAACUACCUUGUCUUCGGCAGCGGACCUCACAACUGUAUCGGCCAGCAGUACGCCAACAUGCACCUGACUGCGGUGCUGGGUACCGCCAGUGUGCUGAUGAACUGGGAGCACGAGGUGACACCGCUCAGCGAAAAAGUCGAGGUGAUUGCCACCAUCUUCCCCAAGGACGGUGCCAAGAUGAAGUUCUCGCGUCGUGCUGCCCCUGCGCCUGGAACUGCUCCCGAAGUGGCUGCUCGCGCUUGA